GUUAAAGGUGCGCACCGCGCGCUUCCUCCGCGUGCCGCGAGGAGGCGCCCUCCUACAGCGCCGGUGUGCAGCACGCGCCGCUCGUUGUGCGGUACGGUACUGUGGGGAAUAGGUCGCGUGAGCCGCAGGCAGCGUUUACCCGCCCCUCACUUUCCCUCACUUUCAGUCAUUUCGCCUCUUCUCUUCUCCGUUACGGGCGAUGGUCUUCGACGCGUCGCUUGAGCGCGCGGAUCACGGAACCUCGCACGCGCUCCACCGCAGGAGGCGCAGCAUCAGUACCGGCACCGGCAGCAGCAACCCGCUUUAACUGACUUCGGGAAAAAGUGAAGCGCGCGCGGCGGUCCGCUCUCGCCGGGCGCCUCACGCGCACUUUGGGUUACUUACUGAACUUGGCAUUGGCAGUUCAUCCACCACGCGCCUGGAUCGGACCGGACCGGACAGUGGAUCCUCAUCAUCAUUUGGACUCUACCGGACCUGUGUGAGACCAGCCUCGCGCCUCCGUUCCCUUACUUACCGGGGAAACGGUCACUGCUCUCCGGUGCGCGGGAGUGCGCGCGCACAACCUACUCUCUCUCUCACUCACAUUUACACAGAGAAACGCGCGCGGUGCGAGCACCAGCCACCAGCCAGCUUACCAGCCAUUCAUUCAGUCGCGCGCGUGGACCAUGCACGGGCGUACGGACGCGCGGACGUGGGGAGCCACAUGGAUGCUGCUGCUUCUGCUUCUGUUGCUGUACGCCGUGAUUAACGGAGCGCGCGCACAAGACGAUGUUCCCCCGUACUUCAAAAUGGAGCCGGUGGCGACCCAGGUGCACUUGGAGGGGAACCGCCUGGUGCUGACCUGCAUGGCGGAGGGCAGCUGGCCCCUGGAGUUUAAGUGGCUGUACAACGGCACGGAGCUGACACGGUUCUCGCUGGAGUACAGGUACCUCAUGCCGUCGCUGGACCGCUCGCACGCCGGCUUCUACAGGUGCAUCGUGAGGAACCGGGUCGGGGCUCUAAUGCAGAGGAGCACCGAAGUGCAGGUUGCCUAUAUGGAGGGCUUCGCGGAGGGCGAGCGCUCUCAGGUGGUCUCCCAGGGUGAGGCGGCUCUUAUCUAUCCCCCGCGGAUCCCCAGCUUCCCACGACCCCAGAUCACGUGGUUCCGGGACGGACGCAAGAUCCCCCCCAGCAGCCGCAUAGCUCUCACACUGGACAACACCUUGGUCAUCUUGUCCACAGUGGCGCCAGAUGCGGGACGCUACUACGCCCAGGCUGUCAACGACAAAAACGGGGAGAACAAGACCAGCCAACCAGUCGUUCUCAAUGUGGAGAAUGUGGGCGGGCCUGCAGACCCGAUCGCGCCCACCAUAAUCAUCCCCCCGAGGAACACCAGCGUGAUGGUGGGGACGUUUGAGGUCACUCUGGAGUGUGUGGCCAACGCCAGGCCUCUGAUUAAGCUCAGUAUAACAUGGCGUAAGAACGGCGUGGUGGUUAACCGAGGCCUGAGGGACUUCGGGCGGCGGCUGACCAUCAGCGGGCCGCUGGUCAGUGACAGCGGCUACUACGAGUGCGAGGCGUCGCUGCGCAGCAGCAGCGUGCCGUCUGUCACUGCUGGAGCUUAUCUGCACGUGCUCGAGCAUCCUCAGUUCGUGAAGGAGCCGGAGAGACACAUCACCGCUGAGAUGGAGAAGGUGGUGGACAUCCCCUGCCAGGCCCGUGGUGUUCCUCAGCCAGACAUCGUGUGGUAUAAGGACGCCGUUCCCAUAAGCCCAGUGAAGACCCCGCGCUACCGGGUGCUGGUGGGCGGCAGUCUGCAGAUUAACGGGCUGCUGCCGGACGACACCGGCAUGUUCCAGUGCUUCGCCCGCAACCUGGCCGGAGAGAUCCAGACCAACACCUACUUGGCCGUCACCAGCAUCGCCCCGAACAUCACCGCUGGGCCGCAGGACAGCGCCGUGAUCGACGGCAUGUCCGUCAUUCUGCACUGCGAAACGUCUGGAGCGCCGCGUCCCGCCAUCACGUGGCAGAAAGGUGAGCGUGUGCUGGCCAGUGGAUCCGUACAGCUUCCCCGCUUCACCCUGCUGGAGUCAGGCAGCCUAUUGGUCAGCCCCUCUCACCUGUCGGACGCUGGCACCUACACCUGCAUGGCCAGCAACUCGCGCGGCAUCGACGAGGCUGCCGCCAACCUGGUGGUGUGGGCUCGAACCCGCAUCACCAGCCUUCCCCAGGACCAGAGCGUCAUCAAAGGCACCAAAGCCACGAUGUCCUGCGGCGUGACCCACGACCCCAGCGUCACUGUCAGGCACGUCUGGGAGAAAGGUGGUCUGGCUAUAGAUGUGAAGUCCAGCCCGCGGCUACGCGUGGACCCCAACGGCACCCUCCACAUUUCCCAGACCUGGUCAGGGGACAUCGGCACCUACACCUGCAGGGUGACCUCAGUGGGGGGCAACGACUCGCGCAGUGCUUACCUGAGAGUCAGGCAGCUGCCCCACUCCCCAGAGAACCCCGUGGCCACGUACAGCUCUACCGAGAAACGCUCAAUCAAUCUGACUUGGGCGCAGGCCUUCGACGGCAACAGCCCCCUAAUCCGCUACAUCCUGGAGGUGUCGGAGAACAAUGCUCCAUGGACGGUGCUCCUUGCCAACAUAGAACCAGAGGCCACCAGUAUUGCAGUGGGUGGCCUCAUCCCGGCACGCUCCUACCAGUUCCGCCUGUGCGCUGUCAACGACGUGGGCAAGGGCCAGUUCAGCAGAGAGACAGAGCGACUGACGUUGCCCGAGGAGCCGCCCAGCGCCCCUCCCCAGACGGUCAUCGCCAGCGGUCGCACCAACCAGUCCAUCAUGAUCCAGUGGCAGCCUCCCCCAGAGAGCCACCAGAACGGCCCGCUGCAGGGCUACAUUAUCAGGUACUGUCUCUCAGGUCUACCAGUGGACUGCCAGAUUAAAAACAUCACCAACCCAGACCAGACUAACCUCCUACUGGAAGACCUGAUCAUCUGGACCAAUUACGAGAUCGAGGUGGCCGCCUACAACGGCGCGGGUCAGGGGGUCUUCAGCCAGAAGGUCACAGAGUGGACCCUACAGGGAGUGCCCACGGUCCCCCCGGGCAAUGCGCAGGCCGAAGCUGUCAACUCCACCACAGUUCGCUUCACGUGGAGCGCCCCGAGCCCACAGUUUAUCAAUGGCAUCAACCAGGGCUACAAGCUGCUGGCCUGGGAGCCGGGUCACGAGGAGGACACGGCCAUGGUGACAGUGAGGCCCAACUUUCAGGACAGUGUGCAUGUGGGAUACAUCAGUGGACUGAAGAAGUUCACAGAGUACUUCACCUCGGUGCUGUGUUUCACCACACCUGGGGACGGACCCCGCAGCCCUGCACUGCGCGUCCGCACACACGAGGACACCCCGGGGCCAGUGGGCCACCUGAGCUUCACCGAGAUCCUGGACACAUCACUCAAAGUGAGCUGGAAAGAGCCGCAUGAAAAGAAUGGUCUUCUCACAGGCUACCGCAUCUCCUGGGAGGAGUUUAACCGCACCAACACGCGAGUCACGCACUACCUGCCCAACCUGACGCAGGACUACCGCGUCACCGGCCUGACCGCCCUCACCACCUACACCAUCCAAGUGGCCGGCAUGACCUCCAAGGGUCAGGGCCAGCUCUCCUCAUCCACUAUAUCCUCUGGAGUGCCUCCAGAAAUGCCAGGACCUCCCACCAACAUCGCCAUCUCCAAUAUUGGCCCGCGAUCAGUGGCGCUGCAGUUCAAACCCGGCUAUGACGGCAAGACCUCCAUCUCCCGCUGGGCUGUGGAGGCUCAGAUCGGAGUGAUAGGGGAGAAUGAGGAGUGGGUCACGGUUCAUCAGCUGUCUAACGAGCCUGAUGCUCGCUCUCUGGUGGUGGAGGGACUCAACCCCUACACCUUCUACAGGUUCCGAAUGCGGCAGGUAAACAUAGUGGGCACCAGUCCUUCCAGCCAGCCCUCCAGGAAGAUCCAAACCCUGCAGGCUCCCCCAGACAUCGCCCCCGCCAACGUCACCCUGAGGACGGCCAGCGAGACCAGCCUCUGGCUGCGAUGGGUGCCGUUACCUGAGUGGGAGUAUAACGGUAAUCCGGAGCUGGUGGGCUACCGGGUGCAGUACUCUCGGGUCGGAUCUAAAGGAGGAGUUCUGAACCACGUUAUCUCAGACCGGCUGGAGAGAGAGUUCACUAUAGAGGACCUGGAGGAGUGGACGGAGUACGAGGUCCGCGUGCAGGCCAUCAACGGCAUCGGGUCCGGACCCUGGAGCCAGCCGGUCCAUGCCAGAACCAGAGAGUCAGUGCCUUCCAGUGGUCCGGCCAACGUUUCUGCUUUUGCCACAACUUCCAGCAGCAUCCUGGUCCGUUGGGGGGAGGUGCCAGAACCUGAUCGUAAUGGACUUAUUCUGGGAUAUAAGGUGGUGUACAGAGAGAAAGACUCAGACUCAGUUUUGCAUUUCUGGACGGUGGAGGGGAACACCAGUCACAGUGUUCAGCUGACCGGUCUGGAUAAGUACGUCCUGUACGAGAUCCAGGUUCUGUCCUUCACGCGUAUCGGAGACGGCGCCCCCAGCUCAUUCCCGAUCCUGGAGCGCACUCUGGAUGACGUUCCCGGACCCCCAGUAGGAAUCCUGUUUCCUGAGGUCAGAACCAAUUCGGUCCGGCUCAUCUGGCAGCCCCCGGCCCAGCCCAACGGCAUAAUCCUGGCUUAUCAGAUCACCUACAGGAGAAACUCCUCCAACAGCAACUCGGCCACCGUGGACGUGCUCAGCCCCAGCGCUCGUCAAUACACGGCCACCGGACUCAAAGCCGAGAGCGUUUAUGUGUUUCGCCUAACAGCCCAGACCAGGAAGGGCUGGGGGGAGGCGGCUGAGGCGCUGGUGGUCACUACAGAAAAGAGAGCUCGUCCACAGCCCCCGAGUCGGCCCGUAGUCCCCCAGGAGGACGUGCAGGCCCGCAGUGUGCUCCUCUCGUGGGAACCAGGCAGUGAUGGCCUGUCUCCAGUCCGCUACUACACUGUACAAUACAAAGAACUGCCCAACAACAACUGGACUGUCCAUUCAGCAUCAGUCAACCAUGAGGCCAGCUCUUAUAUAGUGGACAAACUUAAACCGUUCACCUCCUACCAGUUCCGUGUGAAGGCCACUAACGACAUUGGGGACAGCGAGUACAGCCAGGAGAGCGAGGCUAUCACCACGCUGCAGGACGCUCCAGACAAAGCCCCCACAAUCCUUUCCGUCACGCCGCACACCACCACCUCCGUGCUGGUCCGCUGGAAGCCCCCCUCCGAGGAGCAGAUCAACGGCAUCCUGCUGGGUUUUCGUGUUCGGUACCGAGAGCUGCACUACGACCGCCUGCGCAGCUUCACCGUCCGCACCGUCAACAGCCCCGCCGCCAACUGGGCAGAGCUCACGGCUCCGUACAGCGUCAGGAACCUGAGUGAAUCCUCACUCACCCAGUACGAGCUGGACAACCUGAGUAAACACAAGCGCUACGAGAUCCGACUCAGUGUGUACAACGCUGUGGGGGAGGGGCCUAUCAGCUCACCACAGGAAGUGUUUGUUGGAGAAGCAGUUCCAACGGCUCCACCUCAAAACGUAGCUGUCCAGUCCUCCACCGCAACCCAGCUGGACGUCACAUGGGACCCUCCGCCACUGGAGGCUCAGAACGGAGACAUUCAGGGCUAUAAGAUCUAUUACUGGGAGUUCCAGCUGCAGAAUGAGACAGAGCGGCUGAGGACGCUGUUCUUGCCUGAGCUGGGGGUCAAGCUGAAGAAUCUGACCGGCUACACCACGUACAUGAUCAGCGUGGCUGGAUUCAACGCCGCCGGGGAUGGCCCUCGCUCUCCACCCACCAGAGGGCGCACUCAGCAAGCAGCUCCCAGCGCUCCCAGCUUCAUCCACUUCAGUGAGCUCACCACCACCUCAGUCAACAUGUCGUGGGGAGAGCCCAAGCAGCCGAACGGCAUCAUCGAGGGCUACCGGCUGGUGUACGAGCCGUGCACGCCCGUCGACGGUGUCAGUAAGGUUGUUACAGUGGAUGUGAAAGGCUCUGCUCCUCUGUGGAUGAAAAUCAAAGAUCUGGCAGACGGGGUGACUUACAACUUCCGCAUCCGUGCCAAAACCCUGACCUACGGGCCAGAGGUGGAGGCCAACAUCACCACGGGGCCAGGAGAAGGGGCUCCUGGACCUCCAGGUGAGCCGUUUAUCUCUCGCUAUGGCACAGCCCUCACCCUCCACUGGACCAGCGGUGACCCAGGCCGAUCCCCCAUAACACGCUAUGUCAUAGAAGCCAGACCAUCCGAUGAAGGAUUAUGGGACAUCCUUAUCAAAGACAUCCCAAAAGAGGUGACAUCCUACACUCUGAACCUGGACAUGCUGCGAGAGGGGGUCACCUACGACUUCCGCGUCAUCGCAGUCAACGACUACGGCUACGGUUCCCCCAGUGCUCCUUCUCCUUCCAUAUCUGCUCAGAAAGUCUCUCCGUUUUACGAGGAAUGGUGGUUUCUGGUGGUGAUAGCGCUUGUAGGCCUGAUCUUCAUCCUCCUUCUGAUCUUCAUCCUCAUCAUUCGUGGGCAGAGUAAAAAAUACACCAAGAAGACAGAUUCAGGUGGUCACUCAAACUGCACGUCUCUGCCCCUCUCCCACGGAGAGAUGAUGAGGCUGGACGAGGGCCGAUUCCCAGCGCUGGAGCUCAACAACAGACGCCUCUCUGUCAAAAACUCCUUCUGCAGAAAGAACGGCAUCUACACUCGGUCUCCACCGCGGCCCAGCCCGGGCAGUCUGCACUACUCUGAUGAAGACGUCAGCGCUAAAUGCAAUGACCUGAUUCCAGCCGAAAGCAGCAGCCUGACUGAGAAACCCUCUGAGGUGUCAGACUCACAGGGCAGCGACAGCGAAUACGAGAUGGAUCCCAACCGACAGAAAACCCACUCCUUUGUCAACCACUACAUCAGUGAUCCCACCUACUACAACUCGUGGCGGCCAGCAGAAGGGCGUCUCCCGGCCCCCGGCGUACGGCUACGGGCAGCCCGACGGCGUGGCGGAGCCGGAGUCCCGCCCGCACCCUCCACCUCUGCCCCCGCUGCCCCCUCUACUGCCCCACACCGCGCCUUCCCCGCAGCCCCAGGGCCAGGGCACGCUCUUCAGGCCCAAAGGCAGCCGGACUCCAACACCUUCGCUGCUGUCCUCCGAGACCCACAGCCAGCACACCCUGUACCGGCCCCCCAGCAGCCUGGGAGCCUCCACCCAGACGCCUGCCACGGGCUUCUCCUCCUUCGUUUGAUACAAGACUCUUGUUUCAGUGACCCGCAAUCACAGCAGCAGCACACCUGGCCACCUAGUGCUGGCUGGGUCCAGGGACUCUCCACCCUCUCCACCACCAUGUCUGCUGCUGGUUGUUGGGGUUUGUUCGGUUUCUUUUUUUUCUUUUUUUUUUUAAAGAUAUUAUUAUUAUUUAUAGAGGUGUUACUCAGUGUUGAACAAACUUGCUGGCUGCUUUUUUUUUUCAUUUUAUUUCCCCCCCCUUUCCAUCAUGAGUGUAUGUACCAUGACUGCAAUUGCCGGAGUGCGCGAGUGUACGAGCAUUGGGAAAGCAGACAAUCAUUCUGAAUCUGAAUCAGUCACGAAUGCGCGAAAGUGUUGCUCUUUGAGAUAAAGCAUAUUCCCUCAGCCGUUCACUUCAGACGAACUGUUCGUCAGAGAUAUUUCUGAACUGCAAAAAAAAAACAUAUUAAGAGCUGUCAGAAGAUAUUUUUAAACCUGAAAAAAAAGCAGAAUUUAUGAGAUUUUGAAAAAGAGAGACCAGACACAACAGAGACAACAGAGAUAACAGAGGAAAUUCAAGCUAGGCUUUGCAUGUAAUGCAGCAUAUUAGCAUAUUAUAAGUGAUGCUCAGCGUCGGUGUACAGAAAUCACUGGGAGUUUUGUGUGACGUUCAUUUGAAUUCAUUGCAUUCAUCCAGUCACGUCGGAAUGUGACAGACAGCACUUUGCUCUAAGCGUAUGAUAAACACAGCUAAAUGUUUUGGUUGGGCAACAAGAGGAUAUCGUCGAUGUACAAUAAAAAAAAGAUGUAUCUCCAGAAUUAAGAGGAAAUUACCUUCACUUUGAAUGGAGGUAAAUGUAAAAUAAGAUUUUAUUCUUAUUAGGUAAAGAAAAAUGGAGAUACAUGUUUUUCUUUGGACAGCAGCGUUAUGAUUGUAGAAUAUUUUAGAACACGUUUCAGUUUUAAAUGAUGGUUUAAAACCCUUUAUUCUUAGUUAUAAAUUUCCAGUUUCCAGUUAUAAAUCAACCUUGAGCUUUUACCUGAGCUUUGCUAAGCUAGUUGAGACUACACAAAAAACUAGUUGGUUUUGUGGUGUCGCUGUGUUUUGUCACGCAAAAGGUAUGGUUGUUUUCAUAGUCUUGGGUUAAAAAAAAAGGUGCUUUCCCUGGAAAAGGCUGGUCAGGUGUGCCUGAGGACCAUUUACAGGCUGUCCCUCAUCACAUGAACCUGUCACGUCAACUCUCCCUCGGCACCUUGGACGGCAGGGAACCGCGCUCUGGAAACCAGGCUCUGAGAGCCCAGCUCUGGGAACCUGAACGCUCGGUUCACCUGGUACUCUGGAACAAAUGGCUCUGGAAAAAGCAGUAGGGUAUUAUUAUUAUUAUUUCUGUGAAAUGAAAUGAGGACGUUACACCAGUGGACGCUGUGAUCAUGCACCUGAUGUUUGCUAUCGUGUGGAUGACACGUGUGGGUGAGAGCGUGCAGCAAUUAAAAAAAAAACUGGACGUCGCAACUGCAUCAAAAGAAUCCACUGCCCUUGUUUUUCCGCCGAUUUGUACAGAAAACGUCACAAACUAAUAAAGACAAAAACAAGUCCACAAGUCCACAUCUGUCCGCAUGUGUUGGAAUCACACUCAGAGAACAGAUUCAGAGAACAGAUGACCCCCUCCCCAAGCCCUCCCCCUCCCAGCAUCUCACCAAACCAACGACUGAAAGACUGCAAACCGGUGUCUGUUCCUUCUUUUUUGCGUUGUAUGUGUUUCUCUGAAUAUAUUGUAGAAUGUGUUUUUACAGUUCACAGUGUGACACCGUGUACACAUAUGGCUACAUGUACGGCAGCAGAUAUGCUUAAUUUAUUUAUGAUCGUUUGAUCAUCUGCUUUUAUAUUCCAACUCGAAAAGGUGAAAAGCGAAAGUGCCGACUCCACGCGGAAAUUCCUUCAGAAAAAAAAAAAAGAACUGACGGACUGGGAUUAGCGAUAAAUCACGAUCCACACACGAUCUCCUGUCUUGUUCCCUGUGAAGUGACCAUCACUGUACGAAUCCUUUAAGGAAUUAUAACGGGCCAGCUCAUGGUUCUUUUCCAAAAUAAAUUAUUUUAUUUUUCA
This is a messenger RNA of Astyanax mexicanus (Mexican tetra), 9363 nucleotides long. RefSeq names its product sidekick cell adhesion molecule 2a (gene sdk2a). Gene Ontology annotation, molecular function: protein binding. The record is from RefSeq and is a predicted model, not a curated record. Lineage: Eukaryota; Metazoa; Chordata; Actinopteri; Characiformes; Acestrorhamphidae.